This is a messenger RNA of Amphiprion ocellaris (clown anemonefish), 3793 nucleotides long. Its product is annotated as neuronal acetylcholine receptor subunit alpha-2-like. The transcript is spliced from 8 exons. The record is from RefSeq and is a predicted model, not a curated record. Gene Ontology annotation, molecular function: acetylcholine-gated monoatomic cation-selective channel activity; transmembrane signaling receptor activity. The coding region runs from base 99 to 1751 and encodes 550 amino acids. Gene Ontology annotation, cellular component: postsynaptic membrane; synapse; neuron projection. Gene Ontology annotation, biological process: signal transduction; regulation of membrane potential; monoatomic ion transmembrane transport. Lineage: Eukaryota; Metazoa; Chordata; Actinopteri; Pomacentridae.
UCCAGCUGUGAGGAAAACCUCCGGCGGGGCUGUCUGGAGAUGAGCGGAGGGAGAACAGAGGUUUGUGGGGAGAGCUGGGCUUCUGUUUUGCGAUCCAGAUGGAGCAGAAAAGAGAUCUGAUGCCGCUGUGCUGCUGCUGCUGCUGCUGCUGGAUCCUCUUCAACUCUGUGCUGGCUGAAGACUCAAGUCGAGUUCACACCGAGGAUGAGCUCUUCCGGAGUUUAUUUGGGGGCUACAGCAAGUGGACUCGUCCGGCGCAGAACAUCACGGACGUCGUCAUCAUCAAGUUUGGCCUUUCGAUCGCACAGCUGAUAGAUGUGGACGAGAAAAACCAGAUGAUGACCACCAACGUGUGGCUGAAACAGGAAUGGACAGAUUAUAAGCUGCAGUGGAGUCCCUCCGACUACGACAACGUGACGUCCAUCAGAGUUCCUUCUGAGCUCAUCUGGGUGCCGGACAUCGUGCUGUACAACAAUGCAGAUGGAGAGUUUGCCGUCACCCACAUGACCAAGGCCCAGCUGUUCCACACCGGUCGGGUUCGCUGGGUUCCUCCGGCCAUCUACAAAUCCUCCUGCUCCAUCGACGUCACCUUCUUCCCCUUCGACCAGCAGAGCUGCAAGAUGAAGUUCGGAUCGUGGACGUACGACCGGGCCAAGAUUGACCUGGAGCCCUUGGAGAACACCGUGGACCUGAAGGACUACUGGGAGAGCGGAGAGUGGGCGAUUGUCAACGCCGUGGGUACCUACAACACCAAGAAGUACGACUGCUGCCACGAGAUCUACCCCGACAUCACGUACUACUUCGUGAUCCGCCGCCUGCCGCUGUUCUACACCAUCAACCUGAUCAUCCCCUGCCUGCUCAUCUCCUGCCUCACCGUCCUGGUCUUCUACCUGCCGUCCGACUGCGGCGAGAAGAUCACGCUGUGCAUCUCGGUGCUGCUGUCACUCACCGUCUUCCUGCUGCUCAUCACCGAGAUCAUCCCGUCCACGUCGCUGGUCAUCCCGCUCAUCGGCGAGUACCUGCUCUUCACCAUGAUCUUCGUCACGCUGUCCAUCAUCAUCACCGUGUUCGUGCUGAACGUGCACCACCGCUCGCCGGAGACCCACUCCAUGCCCAGGUGGGUCCGCAGGUGCUUCCUGUCGGCGGUUCCACGAUGGCUGUGCAUGAAGCGACCAAACCACGAGCUGAGGCCUGGGAGGCGGAGGCCCCUGACCGAUAAACUCCUCGCCAUCCGGACCCCAGGUCCCUGCCACUGCACCUCCACCUGGAUCACUCAGGAGUCCGACAUCGAUCUCCAUGGUUACCAGGACGACUGCCACCAGCUGGAAACAGAAGGCGAAGCUAACGACUGUGACCUCCGUCCACAUACAGAUGAGUUUUCAAGGUUUGGGGUGAAGCUGGCCGGUCGCUCGAGGAUCUCUUCUCCACCUUCCCCUCGCUCUCUGGGCUACACUCUCCUCCCACAGAGACAGUCCACGCUCAGCCUGGACUGGGACACCCCUCCUGUGGAACAUGGUUUGGUCCAGAGCCCCUUGGCCUCUGUGCUGUCUCCUGCGGUGGUAUCAGCCCUGGAGGGGGUCACCUACAUCGCAGAGCAUCUAAAGGCAGAAGAUGCAGACUUUUCAGUGAAGGAGGACUGGAAGUACGUUGCCAUGGUAGUGGACCGGAUCUUCCUGUGGAUGUUCAUUAUCGUGUGUCUGCUGGGGACGAUUGGACUGUUCCUGCCUCCGUGGCUCUCUGGGAUGAUUUAAAAUUGAAAUGGAUAUCACCUUAAAAUGACUAAAAAUCUACUUCAUGAAUAGAAUAAUCCGAUAAUGUACUUUAUAGCUUCUCACAACAAAAAACAGCAAAUUUGACAUUUUAUAUUGCCUUUAAAAAAGUAUUCACCUACUUUUGGAAGUUUUCCGCUUUUAUUGCUUUUCAACAUUGAAUCAUAGUUGACUUAUUUGGCUUUUAUGACAAUACUAUACAAAGUAAGAAAUUUUUGUCAAAGCAGGACUAAUUAAAAAUCUAAAAUGUAAACUACGUGAUCCAAUAUGGACUCACCCUGUUUAACAUGACUAAUUUAACACAGGAGCAGUCAGCUGGUACUAGUAGUCACACAUUUAGUGAAGUGGCGAUUAUAUGAGAGCAGUGAAUGUGUCUCAGUGAUUCUAAUAUCAAGACAUCUGUAUCUGGAAGGUCCAGUGACUGGUGAAUCAGUAUUUCUUAAUAGAACUAGACUAUGAUUACAAAAGAACAAUUCAAGCAAUUCUGUGAAAAGGGUAUUGAAAAGCAAUGGUCAGGGGAUGCAUGUAAGAACAUUUUCAAGUCACUGAAUCUCUCUUGGAGUCCAGUUAAAUCCAUUACUAGGAGAUGGAAGACAUAUGGCACAGUAUCAUCACUAAGUGAGCGACUGAGCAAGAAAGAGACUCGUGAGGGAAGUCACCAAACCCUCUUUUCGACCGGGGUGGAGCCCGUUCGGAGUUGGAGCCGGCGCCCGACUUGGCGCCGGUUUUUUGUGUUUCGACCACCGGAGCUGCGGCUCCGGGCUCCAAAAACUGGGGCCGUUUCGGGCACCAACUCGUUGCUGGGCCAGACUUGGCCAGAGUUGAGAGCCGAGCACGUCACGGGCAGAGGGCGGGGUGACAUCUAAACAGAUAAACAUGGAUAUGGUCAUCAACUUAUUGCGCGUGUUUAACCGCUAAGUAGUCAAUGCAAGCGUAGUCGAAGCUAAGUUUCUAAGCUAACGCUAGCACGUUUACUGUUAAGUAUCCAAACGUCUUUGAUAAUUACCUUUCUUCUCAAACGUGAUCGCUGGGCAUUGGAACGGCGACGCCGAUGGGUAACCCCUAACAGAAGGUUUUGCUGUUCAGCGAUGGCGAGACACACUAGCAAAGCCAUGAACACCACUCCAAUGAAGUCCUCCAUUGUUGUUGUGUGGGUUUCCGUACGGCGUGAACGCUGUUGAACGGCUACGUACGCAGUACGUACACACGUUUUGUGGUGGCGCAAUGACGCAGCUCCAACUUUGCUCCUUCCGAAUGGAAACACAAACCCGUUCUGGGGCGGCACGAGAUUUGAACCAAAAAAGCACUGGCUCUCAACUUUGAACCAACCUAGCACCUGGUGCUCUUUGGUCGAAAAGGGGCUCAAGACACCUACAACUCCUCAGAAGGACUUGUAGGUUUCAGUAGCUGAGAUGGAAGAGAAUGCGUAUAUAGCAAGUAUGGUCUGUUCUUCACCAGUCAAAUCUUUAUGGGAGAGUGCCAAAGAAAAGGACAUUCUUAUAAAAAUCUCAUAUUAAACCUGGACUACAGUUCAAAAGAAAGCAUAUGGGAGACUCUAAGGUCAACUGAAAGAAGAAUCUUGGGUUGUGAAGCAUGGUGGUGGCAGCAUCAUGAUGUUUGUAAAGGUAGAAGAUAAAAUGAAUGAGCAUCAUUCCCAAGUUGAAAAGCAAUAAAAGUAGAAAACUUCCAAGCUGGGUGAACACUUGUUAUUGGUUCUGUCUAUAGAAGAGCACAAAUGAGGCUGAAAUUAAUAACUGGAUCAGUCCAUGUCAUUUCAGUCCCAGUGUUCACUUCAAAUAUAUGUCUUGGAACACUCAAUAAGGAAAAAUCUGUUCAGUUCCUGAAUUCUGUCUCAGUUGACAUGGACUAGCCUGAUUAUUUCCAUCGACCAUCUGCUUGUCACUUUUUCAUUUAAUCAUUUUAUUGAGUAAAUGCACAAAAAUGUAAAAUUCAGAUCAAAAACCUGUGGAAGCUGAUUUAAAAUUUUGCUAUUUUUAAAUAAACUUCAUUUGUGUGAUCUAGAA